AGCAAAAACGCACAGCAGCGCACACAGCUCACUAAACGCCAUGAUGCGCUAGCGAACACGACCGAGAAACGCUCUGCUCCCAUGUUUUUCGUGUGUGAAGUCGCCCGCGGUAGGUUUUGGAACUUGGCAUCGUGUAGUGUUGCAGUGAGUGCGAGUGUGAAGAAUUGUCGUACAUAGUGGGAAGAGUGCGUGAAGAUUGCCGUUGUGAAUUUUGGCUAAUAAAUAGAAGCAAAGCGCGUAGUGUGCGUGAGUUAAAUUGAAGCGAAAAGAAAAAAGGAAGAAAAGUGGGUGUAGUUUGUUGUGUGCUGUGUGAGUGUGUGAGUGCGAAAGGAGAGGUAGAGAGUGAAAACACAACAAGUAAUCACGGCAAAUCAUCUCCCCGGGCGCGGUGGAGGAGCUUUCCCUCGCGACCAUUUCGUCCAGCAACCCCACCUCCCCCUUCUCCUUCGCUUCCUUGAGGAAGUACAUUUCGACGGUGCCUUGUGGCUUGGUGAACCGCACAUGCACGCAGCGUGAACGGGGUGAAUUUUCCUGCGCUCUUGUUGGUGGAAAAGCUGUAAAGUAGGCUACGGUUACGGCAAAGGACCCUCCCGUUCAACACACGCGCACGCUCCCCCGCAGAGCAGCGGCACAAGCACAAACACGGACGAAAAGGGACAGCGCCGAGAGUGAGAAGGCAACACAAUUAUGCGCCGGUUACUGUUGGAUUGAGUGGUAUCACAACUACAUCUUCGAGCAAAAAAGCGAGCAAAGCAACCAUUGCCGGAAGACAACACUACCGCACCGACUAUCGAGGAGGCUGUGGUGCUAAACGGGAUAAGGCAGCCUGUCCAGUCAUUUCACCCGUCGUCCGUCAGCUGAUCAGCGAUCCUGAUCCAUCCCGGAGCCAAUAAAAAAGGCUUUUUGCAUCAAAUCUUAACAGCACAAACCACGAUCGCGGAUCGUCUUCCUUAAGCACAACAACAACAGCAAGAUGAGCGAACAAAGCAUCAUUGGGGCCCGGGCCUCGGUCAUGGUGUACGACGAUGUGCAGCGGAAGUGGAUACCGUCCGGCAGCUCGUCCGGUCUGAGCAAGGUGCAAAUCUUCCACCAUCAGCAAAACAACACGUUCCGCGUCGUCGGUCGGAAGCUGCAGGACCAUGAGGUCGUCAUCAACUGUUCGAUCAUCAAGGGGCUGAAGUAUAAUCAGGCCACCGCGACGUUUCACCAGUGGCGCGAUUCCAAGUUCGUGUACGGGUUGAACUUCUCCAGCCCGAUGGACGCGGAAGCGUUUGCCCGUGCGAUGAUGCACGCUUUGGAUGUGCUGAGUGGACGCGUACCACCCUCGUCGACCAUGCAAACGACCAAUCCGAACCCGAGCCAGAUGGCUGCGGCGUACGAGGAGGACAUGGGCUACCGUACGAUGACCCGUGAAGAUGCGGCCAUCAUGCAGCAGCAGCAGCAAAUGACUAGUCAACCGCCGGGCGUGGGACCACCACAGCAACCGCCGAACUCGAUACCGGGCCCGGGCGGUGGCAUACUAUCCCCGCAAACGCCGACAUCUCAAACGCUGCCAUCACAAGCCACCCAGCAGCAGCAGCAGCAGCAGCAACAACAGACGCAUCAUCGUACAAACAGUGCACCACCGGUCCCGCCAGCGUUACCGACACAACAGCAGCAGCAGGCAUCGCAGCAGUCACAGGCGCAGCAACAGCAGCAACAGAAACCGAUCUAUGCAUCACAGCAGAGCAACAGCAGUACCAACAGUAUUACCUAUGGAAACAACUCGCAGCCGUAUCCGCAGCCAAUCUACGUAGCAUCGAAUCAAAAUCAUCAAAUGCUGAAUCAGUCGGUGUUGCCACCGCAACCGCCGCAGCAACCACCGCCACCACAGCAGCAGCUACCGUCGAACCUUUCGAACGGUUCGAUUUACGCGACGGCCACGUGCUCCCCGAGCGCGACCAACAGCAAUCCAGCGAACCCGAUCUACGCCGGCCAGCAGCAGCUCGUUUCACAGCAGCAACAGCAGCAGCAGUCCGCACCACCGCCGCCACCGAUGAUGAUGCCACCGAACGGCUACGGACCACCGAAUGGUGUCGGCGGUCCGUACGGUGCUGGCCAACCACAGUACGGUAUACCACCGGUUCCACAGAUGCCAAUGCAGCCGCCGCACCAGCAGCAACCACCGUCACAGAUGCAGCAAACGAAUGCUCCUCCACCACCGCCAAUGAUGCCGCCGAUGUUCCCGAUGGCGGCACCAUCUAGCGUACCGCAGCCACCAGCACCGCCGAUGCCACCAAAUCUGAAUAAUGCGGCUGCUCCACCGCCGCCGCCACCACCGCCCGGCAUGCCAGCGGUAAAGCCGGGAGAAAUCAACUCCUUGGCCCUCCAGCUGGCCAGUGCCAAACUGAAACGCAGCCAACCGCCGAAAAGCUCGCCGGCCGCUGGCGUGUCGUCCACCUCUUCCUCCGCCAACAAUGGCAGCAAUGCCGUGUCGUCCACCGUGACGGAAAACAGUGGCAGCAGUACAUCGAGCGGAGGUAGUGGUAAUUAUGGAACCAUAGGACGGUCGUCAUCUGGUAUGGCAUCGAUGAUGGAUGAAAUGGCGAAAACACUUGCCAGGCGUCGAGCGCAGGCAGAAAAGAAGGAGCCGGACUCCAACGAGGAUGGAGGUGCAGCUGGAUCCGGUGGUCGCCAGCGAGCCUGGGAAAAAUCGAGCACACUGCCGCACAAAUUGGGCAGCGGCAAUAACAAUGCCGGCGGUGGAGGAGGCGCCAACUCUGGCAGCGGCCAGGGUGGUGCAAGCCUGAGCGGUUCGGAAUCACCGAAACCGUCGCGGAAACGCUUCGGCAGUGCCAGUGAGGAAACGAUACUGAAGCAGAUCAAUGGUGGUGAUAGCUUCUCCCUUCCGACUGCGGUCGAGUUCGACAAUCUGAAGGAAGACAUUUUGCGCGAGAUGCGCAGCGAGAUUGCCAAGGCGAAGCAAGAAAUCAUAGAAGCUAUCAAAUCAGAAUUCAACCGCAGGUAAACGCUGCUGCAUCAUGUUGCUUCUUUGUUUCUUUGGCGCAACCGAACCGAGCGCCACGAAACACACACACAUGAACACACACACACGCAGACACACCGAUACACCGUUUCUAUUACCGCAAAUAUCUAACUACAGUCGCAAGCUAUCGUAAGAAGUGGAAGUGUGACGAUGAGGAGAGGAAGAGGAGGUGCAUCGAAUGGUGUCAUAGAAUCCAGAGGCAACGCAGGCAACGAUAUGAUUACAACGGAGGUGGACAUUCGAAUGUAGGGCGUAAGACACAGGUUUACUACUGCUGGUGCAGAUUUUACUUCAUAUGACACAUUCCUCUUUUCACGGCUUCUUGCGUAAGGAGGGUUUAUUUUGUUUUCAUUUCAAUUGUAUCUGUACGUGAAACGCAAAGACGUACAUACUCAUGCGUAAGUUAUUUUUUUUAUUUUAUUGUUACAUCGUAUGGGUGCGAAAGCUAUUCAAUUCAAUGCUUACCCUUUGUCACAAACUUACGUUCUUAUCUAUAGUGUCGAAACAAUUUUCCAAUCAAUCAAAAUUUGUAACUUGCUGCUGGCUAGAACUUUUAAAGACAAGGUGCUUUGAAAUAGCAAACAAAAAGGUGCGACUGACUUCAUCUGACUUGCGACAGGAGGAUAUAGGGUUGUACCGAUACUGAUGACCGUUGGAGCCUGCUUGAGCAACAGAACGAUGGUACGAAGCAAACAAUUACGAUGAACGAAUUCAGAUUGGGUGCGAUGCGUCAACGCUACAAUAAGACCAUACUGGGAAAUUGUAGUGGCCCGCUUACCAAUAUCCUGACCCACGGACACGGAUCUGUCUAACUUGUUUUUAUUUGCCCAAGCUCUCAUAAAUUGGCUUUCCGACUGUUGUUGCCAUCAUAAUUCUAUAAUUUGUAUUCCAGUAUUCGAAUAUGUUUUAAUCAGCCAGUGUCGGUACCAACCCGGGGUGCAUAUUCUCAAGCAUUGGAAGUGGCAGUGCAUCUCCCACCAAGAGAAAGUGGCGUGUAAACUUUAUACAGAAAACAGAAGCAAAACGAACACACCAUUCACUUACGCGGAAAAAAUGCAGAACUUACAAGACUCCAAACGUUUAUACAUAUACGUCGUAAAACAAUGUGGUGCAGUUGAAAAAAAAGGUGGGUAGUCGAAAUAUGAGCUAAUAAACUAGUAUAAUAUACAUAGCGAGUGUAGCAGUUUACCGCGUGGCCGCGGAUCUCGCGGGCAGAGUCCGUAUUCGAAUGGCAGAUUGCAUUGCCGACGCAUCAUAAUGCAUGUAUAAAAUUUGAUAUACAUUUUUUGUGCGCCAUUGUUGUUGUGGUUAACCGUUUUGGUCUGUGGGUGUGUAUGUAUACACACUGCGUUGGCUUUCACGCCUCAUCCUCCUCCGUAUCGCGUUGUAGUAUUAGUGGCAGUAUCAUCAUCAUCAUAAUCAUCAUAUAAACUCUCCUUGACGAUGGUGGACCGCAACUGGUGAAAAAGUGAUUUUGCAUCGUACCCCAUUUCCUCCUCACUUGCAUUGCGUAUAUUACUGUGGGAAAAUCGUAAUGGAAACUGGGGUCGUGUUCUAACCCACACCAGACCGCCCGCGUAUGUGUGUGUGUGUAUCAGUAAAGAAGGUGAAAGCGAAAAAAACACAGUUCUUUGAAUCGAAUGUCUAUCCAUGUAUCUCUAUGUGUCAGCCAUAUUAUCUGUCUCAUUAUGAUUACUCUCGGGAAGGAAUGGAGAAGGCAAAAAACCCAAGAGAAAAAGGCAAAAAGCUAAGCAAAAACCAUUAAACUAUGAAAACGUAACAUAAAUCAUUGGGAACAUGAAUUAAAUUAAAACUAACGAUACUAAAUACUUAAGUGCGACGAAUUAAGUAUGUAAGAGUAACGAAGCGAGGCAGAAAAAUUCAGAAGAAAACCAACUCGGAAGCUAACAGCUUUGUUGCGUUUAAUUUUAUUUUAGUUCUUGCUUUCUUCUCUCUUCAUUCUAGUUUUGGUCUAAAUGCGCAAAAUAGUAAAAUGAUGCCGUGUAGUGUGUAGUGUUGAGUGAAAACAACACUCGCAGCUAAAAUGUUACGCGAAGUUUGCGUAACGCAUCAGUUAAAAGAAAACUGCACACCGAAGCAAAUCAAGCUGAUUAAAUCAAAAUGUAGCUUAAAUUUAGUGAUCACAUCAUUGAAUCGAAUCGAUAGGGACGGGGAACGAUGUGUGAUUUAGAGCAGGGGAUCGUAAUAAAAUUUGCGAUAGUUAGUUGGCAAGCUAGCCGAAGGAAGAACUCACCCAAACACGCACUGAAUUUUAGCGUGUGCACAAACUCGAUUGAGCAUCUAAACGAUGCGGAGAAGACGAUGAUGAAUGAAGUCUUGAAGUCUUGAAGAGGGGGACUACAUGAUCGAUUUUUUUGUACAUAAACAAAAGACUAAACGGUACUCGGAGGAGAGAGAACAGAAGUUGUGUGAUGAAAUUGAAAAAUCGGACGAAAUAUCGGAGGUAGCGAAAGAGAAGGGAACGUGUUAGCGACUAGCUUUCCUUAGUAUAGUCCUAUCGAUGGUACAUAGUCAAAAGCGAAAGAGAACGUUUUCCUUUCCGCGUGUGGAAAUCGGGUUGUACGCGGGCAGAAUGCAGACUCGAAAAAUAAGCCACGGUGCGGUAAGAUAAAAUGGAUCUUCCCUCGGAACUGAACUGACUCCUAAUUGUGUGAGGGUGGUCCCGUUGCUCGUCCCCCAUGAAAGUCGUGCGAUAAUAGUGCGAAGCAAAGGCGUAGAAAGCAUUUAGAGCUGGAUGAAAGCGAGUCGAGGGUAGAAUAUAUCUUUAAUCAUCCUCUAACGGCACGAACUAUGUGUUGCUGAUUUUGGCGAAACGAAACGGUAGAUAUGCUCUCUCUUUUUGUUUUUAAUUUUUGAUCGCAACGAGGAGGUGCGUUACACACCCCCGAUCUAUACAAACUACACGAACGCUAAUGGGACAGUGAAGGACAGCGAAAUAGUAAGCAACGUAAAAGAAAAUAUUUAAAAUUCACAAGUUACAACUCUGGAACACAAUGCAAUCGAUACGAAUGUCUGUCUUGAAGGAGCCGGAGGAACGGUUUGGAUGUUUGGAAAUGGAAAUGUUCAUGUAUGUAAAUCACGGGUGAAUAAUAAAUUGCCAUCGAAAUUGGUUUUGAGUGAAGUAAAACACACAGUGACAGAAAAGUAAAAAUAUGUCGCGCACAACAGAAUACAGAAACGAAAAAAUGAAAGUAAAAAUAGAAAGAGAGAUAGAGUGAGAGAGAAUGAGAGAGAAUGAGAGAUAAGUAGAGAGUAAAAGCAUUUGCAAGGAAUACAACAAUACAGUUACACCGCUACCAGCUACAGCUCUGAACAGAAAGAUUUCCGUUCUGAGAACACAAACAAACAGCGCAACAAGUUAAUAAAAAUCUACAGCAAAUUUGACGACGCACAUAGACUGGAAAAUACUAUAGAAAAAGUAAAGAAAACAAGGGAAAAUAAAUCGCAAACAGUAUAAAGAAAGUGAAACGUAAAAUAUGUACGUAAUCGAAAAGCUAGAGACACAAAUCUAAACCACAAGAUAAAACACGGAACACAUAUAUAUCCAUGAAGAAGAAAAUAUCGUUGAUCACGUGCUGGCCAGGAAUGGUAAACUAAAGAUGUAAAGUUAAUCUUGAAAAGAAACUUGAAUGAAAGUGAACAAUUUGGCAACAGUGCGAUUAUGCAACAGAGAGAUUGAAUGAAGAAAAAAAAAACAAAUUAAAUGCAAACAGUAAAACAAAAAACCCAAAACAUGUUAAGAAACAGGUGACGAAUCGUUGGUAAAGCACAAGCAAUGAAGAAAACAGAUGAAGGAAAUAGAUGGGAGAAGUUUUAUAUUAGUUCAGUUGCUCCCAUCGUCCCAAAAAAGUCAUUUCAACUUCCAUAUAUAGUACUUUUCUUCUUCCUCCUGGUUCUACGCGAACCGCAACGAAAACGGGCGGCACGGAAUGGAUCAAACGUCGUAAAAAAGCAGUAUUAGAGAUGAUUAAAUUUAGCAAAGAGAAGGAUAAUGUGAGAGAGAGGGAGAGAGAGCGAGAAAGUACGAGAAGGGUGUAGAAGGGAGUGGAGUGGGUGAAGCAGUUAUUUAGGGGCGUGUGUGUACAAAAGAUUGAUGGUGUAUCGUACAAAAUAAGUUGUAGUUUUGCGUGCAAAUUAAAUUAGUUUGUCUUUCAAUUUCGUUGCCAGGAGCGUUUGAUAAGGAUUGUUACGGGGGAGGGGUUUGUAAGGAACGUGCGGAGGAGUAUGCUUUUUUUUAAAUGCUUGCUUUUGUGAAUUUUUACUGCUUGAGAUGAUGAUGAUGGUGGCUAAGGUUGCGGUUUGCUGUAGUGUUAUCAGCAGCAAUUAAGGAUUAAAAAUGGUGGAAUUUUAGCCAACAAAACAAUUGGAUGAAUACACUAUUUUCCGUAUCCGUUUGACAGAACUGCUCCCCUAAUUUUAAACUGUGAUCGUUUUGAGUAACGAUGGCGACAUAGAAAGAGAGAGAAAGCGAAAGAGAAAAUGAGAGGAAUCUGCUUCGUUUUUGGUGUGUCGAUGGAAUCGAUUUUUAUCCGUUUUUUCGAUUACUGUUUUGACAGAGGUGCAGUAAGAGCAGAGCCAGGCUACUUAGGAUAGAUAGAAGUGGUUUAUAUGAGACAGGCCGGCGUGUUGACAGGGUUUAACAGAGCACAGAAGCGAGUGGACUGGAUUGUAAUGCAGAGUCAGCAAGGAUGAUGCUCCAGAUUUAUUAGAUCUAUCCAUAGACACAUGCACCAACAUAUUAUAUACAAAAACAAAACAAAAAAGCCGCGGAAGGAGAAGGAGCUGCAUCAUACUAUAUAUUAGAUGAUUUGUGAUUUUAUGUUAACUAUAUAAUUUUGUAUUAUUACUUUUAUUUACCUAUUUUUACAAUAAGGACGUGAAGAAAGUGACUAUUGGUAUAUACAUACACAUAUACAUUUAUCUUAUUAUUCGCCAGGAAAGAGAGAGAGAGAGAGAGAGAGAGAUAGAGUAGUGUGAUGCGCGAAGGGGAAAAGAAACGAAUCAGAAGAAAAAAAGAACACCGCAAAAGAGCGCAUUAAUAUUAGGUGAAAUUAAUUGGUCGGAUUUGGCGGCAUUGGGGUUGUUUGCUGGUAGAAAAAAAAAAUGGAUCUAAAAAAACAGAGGUAAAAGCUUAAAAAACCGUAACCAAUUCGAGUGAUUCAAACGAAAAAAGGCAGAUAGAGCGUGCAGCCCACAGGACGGACAGAACAGUUAGUAACGGCGCAGUAAAGGGCGGUUAGAGAUUAAUUAAACAACACAACAACAACAACAAAAAACACACACAGUUAUCAAACUCUCUAGUAGAUCAAACAAGAAAGAAGUAGAAAACAGGAAAUGAAAAGGUACGAAAUUCGCAAACGCGCGAUAUGGAUGGACUUGUUUUUGGAUUGAAUAAUAAUGAUCAAUGAGAGAAAGGCAACCAGAGAAAUGAAACACACACACAACAAGGACACACAAGACAAGACACCGAUACAUACAGUCGCAAGGACAUUAGACUACAACCGAAAAUGAAAAGAAAGAAAAAAAAGGAACAGACACAACACAAACACACAUUAUUAUAGAUAACCUACAAAUUUUAUAAAAUUAACAAACAAGAACAACAAAAAACAUAUUGCGAUUAAUAAAAAAAAGUGGAAAAACUAAAAUAAACGUAAACAAGAAA
Messenger RNA from Anopheles gambiae (African malaria mosquito), 8708 nucleotides. RefSeq names its product protein enabled (gene ena). Gene Ontology annotation, molecular function: SH3 domain binding. The coding region runs from base 974 to 3007 and encodes 677 amino acids. Lineage: Eukaryota; Metazoa; Arthropoda; Insecta; Diptera; Culicidae. The transcript is spliced from 11 exons. The record is from RefSeq and is a predicted model, not a curated record.